UUUACACUCAGAGCAAUACCUGCAAUUGAGGUUUCCUCCCCAGGAGGCAGCUGCGUGUCAGUAUGGCCGAAGAGUUUGUGAACUGCAGAAUCCAGCCUGGGAAGGUGGUGGUGUUCAUCAAGCCCUCCUGCCCCUACUGCAAGAGGACCCAGGAGCUGCUCAGCCAACUGCCCUUCAAACAAGGGGUUUUGGAAUUUGUCGAUAUCACAGCCACCAGUGACACUAGCAAGAUUCAAGACUAUUUGCAACAGCUCACAGGAGCCAGAACAGUACCUCGGGUCUUUAUCGGUAAAGACUGUAUAGGCGGAUGCUCGGACCUAAUGGAAAUGCAUCAGAGUGGGGAGCUGUUGAAGCGGCUAAAACAGAUUGGAGCUCUACAGUAAUUAUAGGGCAGACCCCAGGAUGAUAUUCCCCUUGACAGCUGGAUGGCAUUUCAAAUGAAGACCACACUUCCUGGCGGAUGGAUCUGGGGCUAACAGCCACAGCAACUGUUUGCUUAAAAUUCUGAAAUGUGUUCACCAAAAAAAAGGGGGAGGGUGAAUUUUUUUUUUUUUUUUUGGCAAAAACAGUUUUUCCUUCUUUUGACUCCAUAUUAAAAGCAGACCAACUUGCCCCAAACCACAGGUCUGAGAAAGUUGAAGGACAUCUUGAGUUUCUUCUCCAUUGGCCCUUUGGGUUCCAAAAGACCAUGACAAGUUAUGACUUAGGAUUCACUCAACCCAAAAGACGUUCUUUCUCUUGGGCACAUGUCUCUUACUGUUCUCCAUAUGCUAGGACCCCUCGACCUCUAAGCCCGUGUUUCUCAACCAAGAUUACUCCAAGUCCCCUAGGAUGAAUCUAUAAUUGGUUUCCUGCUAUUGCCUCAAAGUUACUUUGUUGAGUUUAACUCGACAGAAUUUACAUUAUGAAAACAAUAAGUAUUUGGAAUGUUCUUUUUCAAGUUAUAUGUGUCUCCCCAGUCAUCCCCAUCCCACCCCAUCCUAUUUUGGGAAUCACUGCUUUGAAUCCAUGUUCUUAACCCUGACAACUCACAAAUCUCCUAGAAAAUGUUCAACAAUUCUGUGAAGGGUCUUAAGGACCCAACUUGGGAAAUGCCAUGUGAAACAUUAAGCACAGUUGCCAUUGCUGCAGGGAUCAGAGCUAUCAGUAUAGCAGCUGCAAUCAUGGGGGUCCUCAGUUGUGUAAGAUGGUCAUCCAGGCAAUCCGGAAGAACCAUGUAUUAACUGGCCUAGGUUAUCGAACAGAAGUCAAAUGCAGCAUUUAAAAUGUUAUCACAGAAAACUUGCAAACCCCUUCCCCAAAAGUAUGUCUGUAAAAGGGGCCAAAUUUGAGAAACAUGGUCCUAAAUGAUGGUCUCUCCCUCCUUUUUUCUUCACUCUGAAAACUGUACAGUUCUUUAUUGUGAAGUUUGAUCUAGAACUGCAGUAUUAAUUUCCUUCUGUGGUCUCUAGUGGGUAUGGUUAAUUUCUUUUCUAAUAAAUACCCAGAGGUGACAGUGAUUUUUUUGCCUAAUUCUUUUCUAUGUUCCUAGUACCUUAAGGAAUGGUAUUAAUGUAAAAGACAGCAAAUUAAAACUUGAUUCAUGUUUGUUCCCAACCAUUAUAAAUAAAGGCACAUGCUAUUGUCCUUCAUUAAGUA
This is a messenger RNA of Hyaena hyaena (striped hyena), 1638 nucleotides long. RefSeq names its product glutaredoxin (gene GLRX). The transcript is spliced from 3 exons. Bases 63 to 383 code for a protein of 106 amino acids. Lineage: Eukaryota; Metazoa; Chordata; Mammalia; Carnivora; Hyaenidae. The record is from RefSeq and is a predicted model, not a curated record.